Molecule: messenger RNA, 192 nt
Organism: Acanthisitta chloris (rifleman)
Lineage: Eukaryota; Metazoa; Chordata; Aves; Passeriformes; Acanthisittidae
Product: protein FAM136A-like
Exons: 1
Cellular component (GO): cytoplasm
Source: RefSeq, a predicted model, not a curated record
CAGGAUCGGCUGAGCCGCUGCUCCCUGCACUGCACGGACCAGGCCAAGGAUGCGCUGGAGGCAGGAGGUGCAGAGACCAAGGUCCGGGGGCAGCUCGACGCCUGCCUGGCCACCUGUGGGGACGAACACCUGCGGCUCGUGCCUGCCCUGGCCAAGAAGAUGAGGGACAGCCUGGCUGCCAUCCGGCAGUAG